Coregonus sp. 'balchen' is the source of this 866-nucleotide messenger RNA. Lineage: Eukaryota; Metazoa; Chordata; Actinopteri; Salmoniformes; Salmonidae. The record is from the annotation of a GenBank genome assembly.
AUGGGUUCUAGCCUGACAUGUGCGGGCGUGGUGUGGGCUCUGCUCUCCUUCCUGUGUGCGGUGGCCUCCUGUGUGGGUUUCUUUAUGCCAUACUGGCUCCUAGGGUCCCAGAUGGGUAAACCGGUCUCCUUCGGGACCUUCCGGCGGUGCUCGUACCCGGUGCGUGAUGAGGUUCGCCAGGCCACAGUGAUGCUGGAGCAGUGUGGGCGUUACGCCUCCUUUCAGGGUAUCCCCAGUUUGGAGUGGAGGAUCUGUACGGUGGUGACGGGGGUGGGCUGUGGCCUGCUGCUCCUGGUGUCCCUCACGGCCCUAAUGGGCUGCUGUGUGUCUGACCUCAUCUCCAGGACCAUCGGACGCGUGGCCGGGGGCAUCCAGUUUGUAGGGGGUAAGUUAAAAUCAUUAAGUGCUGUUGGUAUUUAAGUGAUUUGAAGAUGGGAUUGUGAUAGAUGGGUGGAAGGAUAGAUGGAUGGUUUGAUGGAUAAAAUAAGGAGUAGACUGACUCCUCCACCAAUGGGUGUAGAAUUGAAUCAUUGAAUGAUUAAUAGAAUGAAGCUGGGCUGAACAGCAACUCCACAACGUUAUAUUUGGUUUCACUCUUUGUCUUAUUUAUCUGACCUUUGGGGUCUGAGGAGAGAGAGAAAUUAGGUGGUGAUGGUGGGGGCUUCCUUAUCCAGAUGCUUCCUGGUGUAACACACUCGACGUGUGGUGUGUAGUCCUAGUUGUGUGUGUCCUCUAAAGAAAAAUGCCUCUUAUAGAGGGAGGGCCUCAGCCUUCUCUUUCCACUCAUGCACUCAUCCCCCUCUCCUCUCCUCCCUCUGUAUAAAGACUUUGACCGCUCUUUUCAUUCAGCCAGUGUGGGGGACUAG